Molecule: messenger RNA, 6756 nt
Organism: Coturnix japonica (Japanese quail)
Lineage: Eukaryota; Metazoa; Chordata; Aves; Galliformes; Phasianidae
Gene: NTSR1
Product: neurotensin receptor 1
Biological process (GO): neuropeptide signaling pathway
Cellular component (GO): plasma membrane
Molecular function (GO): G protein-coupled neurotensin receptor activity
Source: RefSeq, a predicted model, not a curated record
GGCGGUGGUGUGCGUGUGUGUGUGCGUGUGUGUGUGUCUGUGUGUGUGCGUGUGCGUGUGUGUGUUCAGGGAAGCUCCUGCCGUACCCGGGCACAUCUGGGCUCCGGGAAGCUGCAGGGAGGAGAUUCCAAAGCUGCGGGCUGCACACAGAGCGGCGAGGCUGCUCCGGCGCUUGUGUCUGUCUGUGUGUCACACACUCACACACGCACAGCAGCCCGGCAGCGGUAGGCGCCUCCUCCCCGCCGCAUUAAAACGAGCCAAGUUUCCUCGCUGGGGGCAGCGGUACGUCGGGGCGGGCGGCGGCUCCGACCUGCAGCCCCGGCGGGGCGGCCCGGCCACGGGAUGCACCCCAACGCCACGGCCCCGGCCGUGCCCGGCGGCUCCCAACACCUCCACCCCAACGCUUCCAACCGCUCCGACCUGCUCUCCAAAGGACCCGACGAGGAGGAUCUGGACGUCAACACCGAUAUCUACUCCAAAGUCAUGGUGACCAUCAUCUACCUGGCUCUCUUUUUAGUGGGCACCGUGGGGAACUCCAUCACAGCGUAUACGCUGGUGCGCAAGAAGUCGCUGCAGAACCUGCAGAGCACCGUGCAUUACCACCUGGCCAGCCUCGCCUUCUCCGACCUCCUCAUCUUCCUCCUCUGUAUGCCCAUCGAACUCUACAACUUCAUCUGGGUCCAUCACCCCUGGGCUUUCGGGGGAGCUGUCUGCAAGGGCUACUACUUCCUCCGGGAUGCCUGCACCUAUGCCACAGCGCUUAACAUCGCCAGCCUCAGCGUGGAGCGCUACAUGGCCAUCUGCCACCCCUUCAAAGCCAAGAGCAUCAUGUCCCGCAGCCGCACCAAGAAGUUCAUCAGCUGCAUCUGGAUUGCCUCCUUCCUCCUCGCCAUCCCCAUGAUCUUCACCAUGGGGGAGAUUUAUGCUAAGGAUCAGGAUCCGGAUUCCAUCAUCUGCACCACCAUCGUGGACACCUCUACGCUGAAGACAGUCAUCCAGGUGAACACAUUCAUCUCCUUCGUGUUUCCCAUGGUCGUCAUUUCGGUGCUCAACACCAUCAUUGCCAACCAGCUCAUGAUCAUGUUCAAACAAGCUGCCCAGGAAAACCAGGUCUGCACCAUUGGUGGGCAGCAGACGAUGCUCAGCAUGUCCAUGGAGCCUGGCCGUGUGCAAGCCCUGAAACAUGGUGUCAGGGUCCUGCGUGCAGUGGUGAUUGCCUUCGUGGUCUGUUGGCUCCCUUAUCACAUACGGCGCCUCAUGUUUUGCUACGUCCCCUCCAACCACUGGACAGAUUUCCUUUUCAACUUCUACCACUACUUCUACAUGCUGACAAAUGUCCUCUUCUACGUCAGUUCGGCAAUCAACCCCAUCCUAUACAACCUGGUGUCCGCAAAUUUCCGACAGAUCUUCCUUUCUACGCUCACCCUCGUGUGCCUGCCAUGGAGGAAGAAGAAAAAACGACUUGCGUUCACCAGGAAAUCCAACAGCAUCUCCAGCAACCACACUUUUUCCAGCCAGGUCACAAGGGAAACUACAUACUGAAGCCAAAGGAGGAAGAGAAAUGCAUUUCAUGGAGUCUAAACUUGAGAGAGGCCUCUGUGACUUUCAUACGUGGUCUCUGAAUUCAUGUAACACAAAGCGUGUUUAGCAAAGUCAUUUUUGUUGGAGAAAUAGGCUUCUUUCUGCCAGUAACUUUGAGGUUAUUUUAAAGCAUUGGCCUUGCCUCCUGUGAGUGAUGUCUACACGAUUUGUAAGUUCAGUCUGGUGUAAAUCCAGGUACAGUGUUAACUGGGAAGCCAGUAUAUGUUAAAUUUAGGCUACUUCAUACUGUAUUUCAUCCUUAUCUCAAUGCAGAGAUGCCAUGUUCACAUCCAAAGGUUUGAGAUCAUGCCUCUUGGUGGCACUGAGCAGAGUCUAGGGAGGAGAAAGCAAUUUCAGAAUGAAAGGUUUGUUUUUGGCAAAGGGACAUGCUCAUCUAUGGGAUGGAUACUCAAUGAGCAAGGAGUGAAAACUCAGGGAGUCAAAUGGGUGUUUUAGAAUUACAUCUAAAUUCUUACAAAUAAGACCUGGGUGCUCAAGAGAGCCAUUCUGGCUCCUUGAACUUAAAUACCAACAGAUGAUGCCUUACUUAGAAUAGGGUGAGGAUAGCCUGGGGGGAAUUGGAGGCAUCUUUCACUUCAGGGCAUGUGUAGUGCCUGGUGCAGGGAGCCCCACUCUCUCUGGUAUUGGUAUUGCAACACCUAUAAGUAACAGAGUCUCUGGCAAAGUCAAGAAUGUAGAGAAUGUGCCCAGCUGGAGUGUUGAAAAAGAACAGGAAUGGAAAAUCUUACUUAUGCCACACAGCCAAACUCAUGUUUCUUUUGCCAGGGAAAACAGCUAGCUAGCCUGCAUUAAAGAGGAGAUAAAACAGCAGGCUGCUGAGGGCUCCAGCCUGCAGAUAUGAGAGCAACCAUCCCAGUCCUGUUGGACUUCAAGAUUCUUCCCAUUUAUUUCACAAGCUGACAUCUCAUAGGCUACUGGCUGUAGGUAGUGGGGCCUCUUUUUGUACCUUUCAUUUCUUUUUGUUACCAAAACUGUUGGCACACUGAUCUGUAUACACAAAUCCUCAGAUAGUGAAGAACACAGGGUCUAGCUCUAAAACAAACUUCCUUUUAACGAGUCUGAGGAACAGGGCUGAGACCUGUUUACAGCAAAUCAGACAGUUUGGCUCAGUCAGGGUUGUGCUGAAUCCUGACUAUGAGGAUGUUCUGAACAAAAGUCAGGAUCAAAAUAAGAGGACAUACAGUAUAUAUUUUCUUCCUCGUAUUUUUCCCCUUGAUUAUUGCUUUGAAUUUGGAAUUUCUCAGCUGACCAGGAUAGGUAGCAUGAUGUUUAUUUUUGCAUUGUUCCACCUCUAACAGCCAACUAUGAGAUAGAUGUAACAAACUGCCCAAGAGCCUUUGGCAUCAAGGGCUUCUGGGACAAGCUAAAGGGCUUUCUGGGCUGUCAUAGCAGCAGAUGGUGACCUGCAUGAACCUGGGAACCAACCCAUCAUCUUGUUCAACCUGUGCUGUGAUUUUACUGUUAGCGACCUUAUGUCCCCCUUCACAAAGAGGUAGAAAGUAAAUCAAAGCUGUCCCUGCUCACAUUCUCCUUGCCAGAGGCAUUCCACAACAGCCAAUUAUGGUCACACAAAGGUGAGCCAAACACAUCCUAUCAGGGAAACCAUGCAUUUUGUUAAAGGUCUGGCCUUUACAAAGUGGUGCAGUCACAAACCAUUAGCAAGAAUUCAAACAUGCUCUAAAAUAGAGGUGAGCCAUAGUGGGGCAAGGGGCAGACUGGAGCCCUGGUAAUAAGGUUAGAUUUUAGUCUUAUCUGCAGUUGCUGCUAGAAGGGUUGUUCUCUGCUGGUGACAGACUUUGUUUCUGCUGCUCAGAAUGGCUGUGGGAAAGGAAAGUUGGGUUGAUUCUGUUUGAAAACACAGAAAUGAAGAGAUUCUACAUAAAGAGAGUUCUAGGGGGAGCUCUGGUGAAAGGAGGCUCUUUGCAAAUCCCUGCACACUUGCGGAGGGGGCUUGCUUCUUUAUGAUGACAAACUGGAAGUGACCCUUAGCUCUGCUUUUGGCCCCAUGUACAGCUGUGUGGGCCUCCAGAUCUUCACAGUGUCCUCUGCAAUGCAGAUCAGCUCCUGAUACAUUCAGUACCAGCAGCAUCUCAUCAGUUAGGCCCUGCUGGGCUCAGGACAUGGAGAGAACACCUCUGGGGCAUUUGCUGUUCAUUGUGAGUGACAGCACUCUGCUCCUGAGGCAUUUAUUGGCAGUGGUACAGAGCUAGAUGCAUGGUUCAUCUGCCAGCCAUGACCUCCAACCACACCUAGCAGGGACAGGAGAUUGUUUUAAUGCCUACUACAAACUACUCCAAAGGAAAGGGCUCAAAACAGAAAUCGGUCGGGCUUUAGUUCCUUCUGAUUCCGCCAAACUACAGGCUCUGUCCUGUCAUGCCUUCUCUUAAUUUCUCGCCCUGGUUGUACAAAACAGAGGGCAGAGUUUACAAUUGACAAAGCACUUUUGUUGCUCAUGUGCAGUUGAUUCUUCUUUGACAAGGAAAAACAGUAAAGGGACACAUACACAGAAAAAGGACAGAGGAGACUGGCUUCUCUUUGCAAGGAAAUUUGUGAGGAACCAGCAAAUGUCAUCACUGUGUGUGUGCUAGAAAUGGCUUGGGCAGACUGCAAGAGAAGCUGUAGAGGAUCAGUACAUCCCUGCACCAUGGGCUAUGUAAAUCACAUAGGAAUAGCAGAACCUGUAUAUUCUUGGUUUAUUCACUUUUGCUACUUUCAUCCAAUGCCUGUCCAUUACAGCUCAAACUUUUACGAUGUUUGUAGAUGACUGUAGCUGAGAGGGGGACACAGCACUUGUGGCACCUUGACAGCUUCCAGCUGACUGACAAAGGUGAGCUGCCAACAAAUAAAUAACUCAUGGACAUCAUCCAUAAUAGACCCUAUAAAGCCAAUUAUCUUCACUGCUCUCACUCCUCCUGCACGAGCAAAGUCCAGGUACGAUGAGCAGAGGAAGAGGAGUCUUAAUAUCACACAUUUAGUGCCAGCCUUCCAGGCAAGACAACCUUUAAAUAGUUCUGAAGAGGACCCAAACUUUUUAAUGGUUCUUCUAAAUAGAGUCAACAGCUGUGAGGUGGUUUCUGAAACCUCCCAUGGAAGCUGUAACUGUGUGUUGCUUUGACUUCCAUUUGGAUUUAACAACCUGCGUGUCUCAGUUGCUUUUCAGUGUUCACCUUUGAAAUGUUUCAUGUUAUUAAUAUGCUCACUGAACACCAACCUGCUGAAAUGUGCUUGGUUAUCUUAGGAAACACUGUUCAGAAAUAGUCUCACAUAAGAUGUUUAGUUUUGAUUUUUAUCACUGAGAUACGCUGGCAGCUUACGGAACUUUUGAUCACAGCUCUGUGAAGGUGGUGGCUUUAGUUAUGAUUUGACAUGAAAAUGAGAACAAGCUGGAGUGAAAAUGAAUUUAUCAUGAAGUGUUUGUUGGACAGCUCAAGUCUGGAAGAGCUGCCUGCAAUGGGAGAUUUAUCCAAGCAGUCUUCUGGUUUCUAAAGCUCUGUUCCCACAGUUUAAUGUGGGAGCAGGACAGAGUCUAUGGCCUUAACUUGGGAUUGCAGCUCAAAGCUACCUCUUCCAUUGGGCAAAACUGAUUACCUGAGUUGAGUAUUGGAAGUUACUGCUGAUUUCAUACUCUUCCCCCACCACCCCUAACCCCCCACAUAGUUUUGCUAAACUCAAAAUAAUUUUGUUUUCCCUGAGCUCAAAGAAGUGAGGAUAAGUCACUAUAAGACCCCAUGGUUUUGUGAAGAAAAGCAUGGUACUCUCAUGAAGACCGAGGUACCAAAUGCCCAGCAUAUUUCUAGGACACGAUUCUCUUUCUUUACACACCUUUCAACAGUGGUUGAACCGCUAACACAAAAGGGUUUAGCUUUAAACCUUGUGGAGUAUAAUUGGCUUUUGCCAUUAAACAAAAUGCAUCCUCACAUCUUUGUAUUCCUGUCUUGUCUGAAUUCUCUUUUUGGGGCAGAGUGGUGAGCAUUCAUGCAGCGUGCUGUUAAUCUAUGCAAAUUUCCUGUAAGUGUUUCAAACUGUUUGUUUCGACUGAAAAAGAAUCUGUUGAACCCACAGAUGUGGAGUGCUGCCAGAUGGAUUCAGAGCGAUUCCCAUCUGAGGAGAGUUUAUCGAGUGACCUCUUCAAAUAUACUUUUGAGGUUUCGUUUAUCUUCACAGUCUUCAUGUCAGGACCGUCUAUUUGGCAGUGUGUGAAAUUAGAUUUCCAAAGUCAUUAUGCUGUUUAGAAGUUUCCCCCAGACAGGACUUUCUCACCGCAGGCCCCAUACACAGAGGUGUUUGAACGCUCUGCUGAGCUUCAGCGCGUGAGAUCUCGCUUCAGUGACAGGGCCCGUAAAUAAGAAAACUGAAUGGAAAAAUUGAUGAGGAGGGUUAGCAGGACAUACACUAGAAACACAACCAUCACAGGACCUUUGCAUUGACAGCAUCAAACAUUCAGUGAAACAAAAGUCUGCUGUUGCUGCGGACAGCUUUGUGUUGUGGACUUGAGCUGAGCAUGUGUGCAGCUACCAUUCGUGCGUGCCCACAGUGGGGGGCUGAGAGCGCUGUGUGCAACGCGUUGUUAGUCUGGUAUCUUCCUGGUUGUGUUGUUUGGUAGCUGUUUAAACAAAUCUUUAUCUGCUGGAGCUCUGAUUCUUUACAUCACAGAUGAACGACUUCUGUUUUCGGUUUGUACUUGUUCAGUAGGGAAACAGAAGUUGCUAAAAUUCAUGGUGCUGCGUCCUGGCUUUGUGAUCGAGAGUCCUUCCCCAGCUGUGCCACCUGAUAGUCCUGCACAUACUGUAUUUAUGGCAAACAUAUCUUAAAGUGCACCUUUUUUUGUUGUUGUUGUUGUUCUCUGAACUACAAACUGUUGAUGUGCUUUAUUUUCUGUGGCCUGUUGUGCAAUGGGAAAAAAAAAAUGAAUGUUCAAAGUGUGUCAGCGUCUCCUUUGUAAGAUUUCCUGUGACAAAGGGAAGGGAAAGGGUGUGAAAUCCAUUUGUAUAGCAAUGGGAAACACUCUUUCUAUGUAACAUGCUAUUAUUGAUACUGUGUUUACUAUCAAACUGUAAUGAAAUGGUUAUUUCCUGAUAUUAGCCUUUGUACUGUAUGGUAUUUUAUUUUAUUUUGUCAUUAAUUGGAACCUAAGAAAUAAAUAUCCAAAUUUAA